UGGAGGCGCGGCGGGGGCCGCACGUGUGUCAGCCAGCGCGUUUCUGGAUUACUGUUACCCGUGGUGAACUUGUCAGCGCGGGAUUUCCUUCAGGCCUGAGGAUGAAGGCGAGAAGAAAUAAAAAACAGGUCCCAAGCUUUCGCAAGUUACUGAAAACCAGUAAAGUCAAACUUGAAAACAAGCUGAAAAAUAAGCAGUUUAAACAACAAAGCUCUCUCAAGAAAUACCGAAAAGAACAGAGGAAACUAAGGCAAGCUGUGAAAGAUGCUGUGUCUAAAAAUCCCAUCCCGUUGGAGGACCCAAAGAAAAUACGACCAGUUAAAAGGUUGGAGAAAGAGGAGAAAAAAGAAGAAGAAGAGGAAGCUCUUCCUUUAGAUAUGAUGGAUGAAGAUGACUUACAAUUAAUGAAGGACUUAGGACAAAAAGCAUCUUUUCUGACAAGAGAUCUUUCUUCUAGUGAGCCAGUUCAUGCCAAGAAACGAAAACAUGAGCGUGUCAUAGAUAAGUAUGAGAAAAUACCAAGAACUUUGCAAAGUGCACCAGAGAAGGAACUGAUUCACUUGCUUCCUAUCAAAGAUAAAAGUGGUAUAAUCCCACAGACCAGAGAGAAACUUGUUAUUGAUAGUAACAAAGAUGAAGAGGAUCGAGAAGAAGAGCUGGAACUUGAAGAAGAAGUCACUGAGGAGCCUGUUCGAGAGUUGACUACAGAAGAGCAUUUGAUUGAGAGGAAGAAGAAACUGCAGGAAAAGAAAAUGCACAUUGCAACCUUGGCGUCUGCCAUAUUGUCAGACCCAGAAAGUAAUAUUAAAAAACUAAAAGAGUUACGUUCCUUGCUGAUGGAACAAGAUCCUGAUGUGGCUGUCACUGUUCGAAAGUUGGUGAUGAUCUCUCUGAUGGAGCUGUUUAAGGACAUUACUCCUUCAUAUAAAAUCCGGCCCCUGACAGAAGCAGAAAAAUCUACUAAGAUCCGCAAAGAAACCCAAAAAUUAAGAGAAUUUGAAGAAGGGCUGGUUAGCCAAUACAAAUUUUAUCUGGAAAAUUUGGAGCAAAUGGUAAAAGACUGGAAGCAAAGAAAGCUGAAGAAAAGCAAUGUCGUUUCCUUAAAGGCAUACAAAGGACUGGCUGAAGUGGCUGUGAAGAGCCUGUGUGAGCUGCUGGUGGCUUUGCCUCAUUUUAAUUUUCACAACAACAUCAUCGUAUUGAUUGUCCCUCUCAUGAAUGAUGUGUCAAAAUCAGUAUCUGAAAUGUGUUGUGAGGCAGUAAAGAAACUCUUCAAACAAGAUAAAUUAGGCCAAGCUUCUCUUGGUGUAAUUAAAGUGAUUUCUGGCUUUGUGAAGGGCAGAAAUUAUGAAGUUAGGCCAGAGAUGUUGAAAACAUUUUUGUGUCUAAGAAUCAAAGAAGUAGAAGUGAAAAAAGACACAGAGGACAUCAAUAAACCAAAAAAGUUCAUGACUUUUAAGGAAAAAAGAAAAACUCUAUCAAGGAUGCAGAGAAAGUGGAAGAAAGCAGAAGAAAAACUAGAGCGAGAGCUGCGAGAGGCAGAAGCUUCAGAGAGUACUGAGAAAAAGCUGAAGCUGCACACGGAGACUUUGAAUAUUGUGUUUGUGACCUACUUCAGAAUAUUGAAGAAAGCUCAGAGGUCGCCUCUCCUGCCUGCAGUUUUAGAAGGUCUUGCCAAGUUUGCUCACCUUAUAAAUGUGGAAUUUUUUGAUGAUUUAUUAGUAGUUCUUCAUACGCUCAUUGAAUCUGGUGACUUAAGCUAUCAAGAAAGUCUUCACUGUGUGCAGACUGCUUUUCAUAUUCUUUCUGGGCAAGGUGAUGUUUUGAAUAUCGAUCCAAUGAAAUUCUAUACACAUCUCUACAAAACACUGUUCAAAUUGCAUGCAGGUGCUACCAACGAAGGUGUGGAGAUUGUACUGCAGUGCCUCGAUGUCAUGCUGACCAAGCGCAGGAAGCAGGUUUCUCAGCAGCGAGCCCUCGCCUUCAUCAAGCGCCUUUGUACCCUGGCUCUUCAGGUUCUGCCGAACUCGAGCAUUGGCAUUUUGGCAACUACUAGAACAUUAAUGCACACUUUCCCGAAGACGGAUCUGUUGCUUGACAAUGACUCUCAGGGCAGUGGGGUUUUCCUGCCCGAGCUGGAUGAACCCGAGUACUGCAACGCACAGAACACUGCGCUGUGGGAGCUGCACGCGCUGCAGAGACAUUACCAUCCCAUAGUGCGGAGGUUCGCAGCUCACCUCAUUGCUGGAGCGCCUUCUGAGGGCUCUGAGGCGCUCAAGCCGGAGUUGAGCCGAAGAUCCGCCAUUGAACUCUUUGAGCAUUACAGCAUGGCAGCAAUGACAUUCAAUCCUCCUGUGGAAUUUUCAGACUCCAAAAGGAAGGAUAAAGUUCUACAAGGGGAGUCAUUUCUAAAUGAAGAUUUAAAUCAAUUAAUCCAAAAACACUGCACUGAAGUUGCUCAUCAGUCAUCCUUGGAUUUCACCAAAUACUUAAGAACGUCACUAAAAUAGUGCAAAAAUGAAGAACAGUGGACUUUUUCUUGUAUAUUUGUGUUUAUGUGCAGGUGCAUAUAAAGACAGGGUAGGUUAGGAGUUUUUUCUUUUUUGUCUUUUUGAAACAGAGUCUCCUGUGCAGUUUGGGCUGGCCUUGAGCUCACUUUGUAG
This is a messenger RNA of Octodon degus (degu), 2663 nucleotides long. RefSeq names its product NOC3 like DNA replication regulator (gene Noc3l). Lineage: Eukaryota; Metazoa; Chordata; Mammalia; Rodentia; Octodontidae. The coding region runs from base 102 to 2510 and encodes 802 amino acids. Gene Ontology annotation, biological process: DNA replication initiation. Gene Ontology annotation, molecular function: chromatin binding. Gene Ontology annotation, cellular component: nucleolus. The record is from RefSeq and is a predicted model, not a curated record. The transcript is spliced from 21 exons.